Molecule: messenger RNA, 753 nt
Organism: Dermacentor silvarum
Lineage: Eukaryota; Metazoa; Arthropoda; Arachnida; Ixodida; Ixodidae
Product: prisilkin-39-like
Exons: 3
Coding region: 1-753 (250 amino acids)
Cellular component (GO): chitin-based extracellular matrix
Molecular function (GO): structural constituent of chitin-based larval cuticle
Source: RefSeq, a predicted model, not a curated record
AUGGGUCCCGGCGCGAUGGUUUUCAACCACAGCAGCGGGGGCACCACUAUUACGGCCCAUGUCCUUUUUGCCUGCCUCGUGGCAAAAACCUACGGGCUUAGUCACCAUCAGCCUGCGGCAGGAUACCAGAACCCUGGUUACAACGGCUACGCUGCUCCAGUUGGUGCCGCUCCUUACCAAGGCUACGCUGACUAUGCAGUACCACCUCAGCCCUACAGCUUUGGCUACGACACAUUGGACGAGUUCGGCAACCGGCAAUUCCGGAGCGAGCAGAGCGACUCCAACAACGUUAAGACCGGUUCCUAUGGAUACAGAGAUGUUAAUGGCCUCUACCGGCGAGUAAGCUACAUCGCUGAUGCCAACGGCUUCCGCGCAACAGUGGACACCAACGAGCCAGGUACCGCACCAGGAGCCAGCGCCGACGCCGUGUUCAACGCCGCUCCCGUGGUCCCGCCGGUACCUGCUGGAGCGGCAACGCCCACCGCAUACGGCACCAGGACGGCAGCGCCUGCCUACAACGGAUACGGCGGAUACGGUCAAUACGGAUACGACCAGUAUGGCCGCGGGGCUGGUGGCUAUGGGUACGGUGGUAACGGUCUAUCUGGCUAUGCUCCCAACGGACUCGGCGGGUACGCCUACGGAGCUUCCUCUCCUUACGGCUACGGUGCCGCAGGCUACACUGGAGGGCGCUACACGCCUGCCGCCUACGGUACCAGGGUUGCCGGUCACCACGGCUGGCGCCGUCGGCGAUGA